CCAAAAUUGGUAGAAUUGAAUUUAUUGUUUGCACUUAUUUCCUCUUUUCUUCAGAAUUUAUUAAAUUGAGAAUGUGCAUGUGGUGAGAAACUUUGCUUUAGCUCUUUAGUAGUGCAUUGGUGAUUUGUUGAGUUCCCUUUUUUUAUAUAAUUUUGCUUAUUUUCCUAAGACUGUUUUUUUUUUCCCUAUUUCUUACCUCUAUUUUAUUUUUAAUUAAAGGAAACAAAUUGGCUUGGUUGACGAUGCAGGAAAAGUGUUGAGCUGAAAAAGAAACUUGGAAAUGGUUAAUUGCAUCGACUUUGGCUUUUGACGGGUGAGGAAAAAUGGAGAUAAAUUUUAAGCUCUAAAGUGUGUGACCCAAGGCAAGAGGGCAGUCCAAGACAAUGAAGAGGAAAGAAAUCCAAAGAAAAUAAAGUUUUCAACACCUAAUGAGAAAGCUGAGUUUGAAAUAGCCCUUUCAGUGUCUGAUAUCUCGAACAAGUAUAAGGAUGAUGCUCUCCAAGAUUCAGAGAAAUUGCUGCUUUUUGAUGGUUGUCAGGUUGUCUAGCUAAAACAUCUGUUAGAAGAUCUAUUAUGUUGGUGAUGCUGUGGGGAGACUAAAUGAUCAGUGAUGCCAAUAUAAAAUCUGCAGAGGCGGGAGGAUUGAAAUUUUACUUCCCCGAAGGAUAUUUUAGUGCAUAGAGUUGUUACAAGUAUGUUCAUCACUUACCUUUUGUUGCUGCAUGUGGGUUCUGCAAGGUGGUUGAAAAAGCAUGCAAAUUUCAGCCUUUAAAAUUUCGUUGCAUAAGAAAUCUUGUGGCAGUCAAAAAGGUGUUGAAAAUGCAUGCAAAGUGCAGAGUUGAAAGUGUGGUUAUUUGGCAAGAUGGUGCAGCCAAAAAUCUUGACAUAAAUGGAUUUUGCUUCUCCAUGUAUCCAUGAAAUUAAAGGUUAAGACUUUGAAGGCCAUUGCAUUUAUUGUCCAUCGUUGAAUUUUGACCUUGCAACCCAUUUCAUUAAUUUUGGGCAGUGGAAUUUUGGCUGUAAAAGCCAUUUGGCCAUUCGGCAAAGCAACCAAGAGAGCAAUCCAAAGCAAAGUGAGCUCUAGAAAAUACAAGAGUUUUGUGAGUGCUUUAGAUGAGGAGCUACGGCAGUGGUUAGUUCUUGAGAAAUUGGUUUAAUCGUGAUGGCAUCUGGAGCCAAGUACGAGAUUGAGAAAUUUAAUGGUGGCAAAAAUUUCAGCUUAUGGGGGUUGAAGAUGCGGGCCAUGCUAAUACAGCAGGGCCUAUGGAAAGCACUAGAAAAGGAAGGCAGGCUACCAAAAACUCUACCAGAGGAAGAGAAGAUAGACUUGAAGGAGCAGGCACUGAGUACAAUUCAGCUCUCACUUUCUAACGAAGUCUUGGGGGAGAAACGGUUGUUCAUCCUCAGUAUGAAUGAAGGUGGUUCCAUCAAAGACCAUCUUGAUGAGUUCAACAAGCUCAUUUUAGACUUGAAGAAUAUCGAUGUGAAGAUAGAAGAUGAAGACCAGGCAAUUAUUGUUUUGUGCUCGUUGCCUAACUCUUAUGACAACUUUGUUGAAACUCAUCUUCAUAGUAGAGAUCAACUCUCUAUGGAAGAUGUCAAGGCGGCUCUGAAUUCAGGAGAAUUGAAAAAGAAGGUGUCCGAAGACAAGAGUGGUGAUCAAGCAGCAGGAUUGGUCAUAAGAGCCACUGGCACGAUGGUUCUUGGUGAUGAUACAACAUUGUCUAUUGUUGGAAUUGGCAACAUCCAGAUCAAGAUGUAUGAUGGGAUAGUUAGAACAUUCAAGGUUCGUCAUGUGCCGGGUUUGAAGAAAAAUCUCAUUUCCAUGAGUGAGCUUGACUCCAAGGGUUACCGAUACUCCUGUGAAGGUGGAGCUCUCAAAGUCUCUAAAAGAGCUCUUGCAAUAUUGAAAGGGAAGAAAGUUGGUAGUCUUUAUCACUCACAAGGAAGCAUAGCCAAUGGCACAUGUGCUGUGUCAACUUCAAGUAGUCCAGAUAAAGAUGUGACUUGGUUAUGGUAUAUGCGACUUAGGCAUAUGAGUGAAAGAGGGAUGAUUGAGCUGAGAGUUCAUCGAACUCAAGGCACAGUUGAUUACAUUCACUCAGACUUGUGGGGUCCCUUGCUUGUUGCAUCAAAAGGUGGAGCUGUGUAUAUGUUGACCUUCAUUGAUGAUUAUUCAAAAAAGGUAUGGGUAUACAAAUUAAAAAGUAAGAGUGAUGUGUUCCUCACCUUUAAGCAAUGGAAGACGCUGAUUGAGAAGCAAAGUGGAAAACAAAUCAAAUGCCUAAGAACAGAAAAUGGUCUUGAGUAUUGCAGUGAAAGGAUGAAUCAUACACUCUUGGAAAGGGCACGGUGUAUGCUUUCAAAUGCUGGAUUAUCAAAGGACUUUUGGGCAGAAGUUGUCAAUCAUGUUAACUAUCUUGUAAAUCAAUCUCCAUCCACAACAAUUGGAUUAAAGACUCCAGAAGAAUUAUGGUCAGGUUCUACUGCUGAUUAUUCACAGUUAAGGAUAUUUGGUUGUCCUAUGUAUGCUCAUGUUAAGGAUGGUAAGCUUGAGCCAAGGGCAGUGAAAUGCGUAUUUCUAGGGUACGCUUUCGGGGUAAAAGGCCAUAAACUGUGGUGUGUUCAGAAGUCACCUCAGUUUCUCAUAAGCAGAGAUGUAACCUUUGAUGAGUCUGUUAUGCUCUAAAAAGCAAAAAAGGAGUCAACAAUUGCAAAGCCAAACUAUGAGUUAGCAAGCAGGUGGAGUUUGAAGCAACAACUCUAGAAAAGGCAAUGCGAGAUGACAAUAUUGUCCAAGAGAAUCUAGAUGUGGUGUAAGAUCCAGAACUAACAGAUGCUCCAAUGGAGGUGGAGGCACCUUAACAAACACAACAACAGUAAAAUAUUGCUACUGGU
Rubroshorea leprosula is the source of this 2898-nucleotide messenger RNA. Lineage: Eukaryota; Viridiplantae; Streptophyta; Magnoliopsida; Malvales; Dipterocarpaceae. The record is from the annotation of a GenBank genome assembly.